Messenger RNA from Saccoglossus kowalevskii, 1629 nucleotides. Its product is annotated as heparan sulfate 2-O-sulfotransferase 1-like. The record is from RefSeq and is a predicted model, not a curated record. NCBI's taxonomy places the organism in Eukaryota, Metazoa, Hemichordata, Enteropneusta, Harrimaniidae. Gene Ontology annotation, cellular component: membrane. Gene Ontology annotation, molecular function: sulfotransferase activity.
UUUGUCAUAUCAAUUGUUCUACGUCUUCUUGCGUUUUUUAUCCGUGGAUUACAUGGUAAUAAUGGAAGAAGAACUUUCGUGAACGAUCUGACUUUAAAUAGAUAAUAAGCGCACCCAUUGGGCGUUGGUGGACUUAUCAAUAUGGGUACGCGGAGAAUAAUGACUAUGAUUGCCGGGGCACUUCUUAUAUCCAUAUUUAUGAAUAUAUCCAUGUUUUUCACCGUCAUUCGACAAGAUCAGCUGAAUACGCUGAAUGUCGACCCGUAUAAUGACACCGAGGAUAAGAAACUAGAAGAAUCGCAGUACAGUAAUAUGGUACGGAAUUUUGCAAGAUCCAACACUAAAGUCAGCGAUCUAGUACGGUACGGGAAAUCGUUCCAUGACGCGACGAUUACCAGAAUGCGAAGUGUACUCAACUACAGGGAUUGGAAAUGGGACGCCAAUAACCAGAUUAAUCAACUAUAUCAGCUGUUAUACACUACGAAAAAUAAGCACAAUACUACAUUGAACAAAGUGUACGAUUUGUAUGAUCAAUUCAAAGCCAACUUCUGGGCGCAAAAACCUCAAGAAAUCGAACGGACGAGUUCAGUUAUAAAUACUGACGAAGAUGAAGUUGUCAAAGAGAGAUUCGUAGAAGCGAUGGAGAACUUCACAAUGACUGAAGUCAUUGAUGAUGACGAUGAAGACUAUGACGAAGAACCACCAGUUAGUCGGAAAAUAGCCAAACCAAUGAAAACACUCCCAACAGUCUCUAUAAUGCCCGACAGCCGCACUCUGCAGUUUCCAGUGUCUAUAAAUCCAAAUACAGGUUUUCCCAUUGAUAUAACACAGUAUUGGAACGAAUCGAGGGUAGUAUACAAUUGCGUUGAUCAAUGUGGUAGUCAGUCAGUCUUAGCUGUUAUCGGUAUCCUAUCGUUUGAACACAACUUUCGAUCGAUUUGGAAUCGAGUCCGACGGUACAACCUGACCACAAAACGCCAAGAAGCGGCCGUUACCAACAUCAAUACACGGCUACCACCGUAUGUAUUCAACAGGCAUAUAUAUUAUCUAGACUUCGAUCUAUUCGGAAUACACAACCCUACGUACAUUAACCUCAUUCGCGAGCCACUUCCCCGAUUUCUGUCAUGGUACUAUACGCAUAAAAUAAACGAACCAAAAGUCUCCGGAACGAGGAUGUACGAACCCCUGAAUACACUGUCAUUCGACGAAUGUGUACUCACCAAUAACAAAGUGUGCAGCGAGAAAAACGCCUUUCAAGUUAUUCCUUACUUUUGCGGACAUUCACCGGACUGUCAAUUGCCUAGUCGCUGGGCGCUUGAAAUGGCUAAGAAGCAUGUGGUCGAAAAAUAUGCCUUUGUAGGCGUGUUGGAAGACUUGGACAGCUCUCUGCGUAUAUUUGAAAUAUUGAUGCCACAAUUUUUUGAAAGUGCUUCAAAAGUAUAUAAAACCAUGGUAAUGGGUCUCAAGAAAUACGAGUUUUAUAAAACCGUGCCAACUCCCACUCCUUCCGACGCCGCGAUACGCCUCAUGAGCGAAAGACUGGAACUAGAGUACCAAUUUUAUAGUUUCGUCAGAACGCGCAUGGAACUUCUGAAAAAACAGUUAUUGUUAUCACCAAACUUUAAGUAG